AUGUCGUUCCUCUACCCCAGACAGGACACCCUCAAGGGCUGCUUCGGCUCCCCGCAGCCCACGUCGGCUUCGACGGCGGCGGCGAAGCCCACCCGCUACCAGGCCCGGCCGGAGCUCUACGGCGCCUUCUCCACCGUCGACGACGUCAAGGGCAAGGCCCAGAAGCUGAGCGCCGAGGCGACGGCCGAGUUCGAGAAGGCCAGCGCCAAGGCAAAGGCCAGCACCGGCAAGAUCGAGCUGUACUCUGGCAAGUACUACGCCGCCUGCACCGUUGGUGGGCUUUUGGCUUGUGGCCUCACUCACACCGCCGUUACUCCUCUUGAUCUCGUCAAGGUCCGCCGCCAGAUCGAUGCCAAGCUGUACAAGGGCAACUUCCAAGCAUGGGGGCUCAUCUUCCGCAAGGAGGGGCUCCGCGGGAUCAUGACCGGUUGGGGUCCGACUUUCUGGGGAUAUUCUGCGCAGGGCGCAUUCAAAUAUGGCUUUUACGAAGUUUUCAAACAUGAGUACUCGGAGCUCGUGGGUGCGGAGAACGCGGCCAAGUACAAGACCGGAGUCUACCUCGCGGCUUCCGCCUCCGCCGAGUUCCUGGCCGACAUCGCCCUCUGCCCCUUCGAGGCAGUCAAGGUCCGCAUGCAGGGCGGCAUCCCCUCGCCCUACAAGGGCACCCUCGACGGCAUCAGCAAGAUCACCGCGGCCGAGGGCUGGGGCGUCCGACUCACACUGACACCAAAUGACAGUCUCUACCCUCUCUGGGGCCGCCAGAUCCCCUACACCAUGAUGAAGUUCGCCUCCUUCGAGACCAUCGUCGAGAUGAUCUACGACCGCCUCCCGGGCCAGAAGAGCGACUACAGCAAGACCGCGCAGACGGGCGUCUCCUUCGUCGGAGGCUACCUCGCCGGUAUCCUCUGCGCCGUCGUGUCGCACCCGGCCGACGUCAUGGUCAGCAAGCUCAACGCGAACCGCCAGCCGGGCGAGGCCUUCGGCGCCGCGAUGGGACGGAUCUACAAGGAUAUUGGCUUCUCGGGUCUCUGGAACGGACUCCCCGUCCGUAUCGUCAUGAUCGGUACCCUGACCGGUCUCCAGUGGAUGAUCUACGACUAUUUCAAGAUUGCCAUGGGUUUCCCGACUACUGGAGGUGCCGCCCCCCUUGAGGAGAAGAAGUAA
Molecule: messenger RNA, 1164 nt
Organism: Colletotrichum karsti
Lineage: Eukaryota; Fungi; Ascomycota; Sordariomycetes; Glomerellales; Glomerellaceae
Exons: 5
Coding region: 1-1164 (387 amino acids)
Biological process (GO): mitochondrial phosphate ion transmembrane transport
Cellular component (GO): mitochondrial inner membrane
Molecular function (GO): phosphate transmembrane transporter activity
Source: RefSeq, a predicted model, not a curated record